AUGAACGUAGAAGCCAGUUCAUCGUCCCAGGGCGCCCAGAGACAGCCGAUUCCGCUCGAAUUCCUGAUCAAUGGGACCUAUUUGCGAACCUCGAUCGACGAGUAUCUGACCGCAAAUGGCAUCUCAGCCGAAACGACACUCGAGGUUGAGUAUGUUCGAGCGCUUAUUCCGCCUUUGCAUGUUGCUUCCUUCUUGCACGAUGACUGGGUGAGCUCGGUGGAUGUGCUGUCGGCGACCUCGAGGGCGGCAUCUGCAGAGUCUGUUCCAGCGGGGCGAGAGAAAAUUCUAUCGGGGAGCUACGACGGCUUGUUAAGGGUGUGGAAUAUGUCUUCUCAGACUAUCGCUGUGUCGCCCUCUGCAGCUGAUGGAGGCCAUACCGCUUCUAUCAAGGCGUCGAAAAUCAUAUCUCCCACUCAGUUUGCUUCAGCGGGCCUCGACCGAACGGUGCGCUUGUGGAAGUAUUCUGAAGACGAAGAUGGGUUUUCUGGACAGAUUACCCCCCAGCUCGAGCUUUAUGGACAUAAAUCAGGCGUGAACUCACUCGCAGUGCAUGCGCCAUCCAGCCGCAUCCUCUCAGCUUCAUCAGAUCAUACCGUCGGGUUCUGGUCGACGAAAAAGUCUGACGCUCCAGCUGCCCCCGCAGAACUCCUGCCUUCCAGCGCUGCAAGAGGCUCUAAGCGACGGAAAUUGAAUUCCUCCGUAAGCACUCCGCAGCGUGGUCCGCUUGCAUUGAUGUCGUCCCAUACCGGACCUGUCUCGGCUGCAAUCUUCGACGCCAAGGACUCGACAGUCGGGUACUCGACAUCAUGGGAUCACACACUCCGCACAUGGGAUCUUGUCACCUCUGCUCUGGUCGACACACGUACUACCUCCCAUUCCCUCCUGUCCCUCGAACAUCUGCCCGAAUUGCACCUCCUAGCGGCAGGAACGUCUGCUAGGCAUAUCACACUCAUUGACCCUCGUGCAUCCGCCACGACAGUCUCCGCGAUGACUCUGCGUGGUCACACCAACGCGGUUGUGACUCUUGCGCGUGACCCGCAAAGUUCUUACGGAUUGAUCAGUGGUAGUCAUGAUGGUACAUGCCGAAUCUGGGACGUGAGAUCCACCAAAACCGAGAAAGACGGAGUUGUCGGUGAGAGUAUCUACACGAUCCCACGAAAGAGCUUAGAGGAGGAAGGCAAAGAGGGAAUGAAACGAGUAGGCGGAGAAGGAGUCAAGGUAUUUGGCGUUUGCUGGGACCGCACUGUGGGCAUUGUCAGUGCGGGCGAAGAUAAAAGAAUACAAAUCAACCGUGGAGAAGGCGUGCUAUCCACGACAGAGGCUACCAAGAGAUAA
Molecule: messenger RNA, 1335 nt
Organism: Rasamsonia emersonii CBS 393.64
Lineage: Eukaryota; Fungi; Ascomycota; Eurotiomycetes; Eurotiales; Trichocomaceae
Product: Ribosome biogenesis protein ytm1
Exons: 2
Coding region: 1-1335 (444 amino acids)
Biological process (GO): ribosome biogenesis
Cellular component (GO): preribosome, large subunit precursor
Molecular function (GO): protein binding
Source: RefSeq, a predicted model, not a curated record